Messenger RNA from Asparagus officinalis (garden asparagus), 1284 nucleotides. Its product is annotated as protein-L-isoaspartate O-methyltransferase-like. The record is from RefSeq and is a predicted model, not a curated record. NCBI's taxonomy places the organism in Eukaryota, Viridiplantae, Streptophyta, Magnoliopsida, Asparagales, Asparagaceae. The transcript has 4 exons. Gene Ontology annotation, cellular component: cytoplasm. Gene Ontology annotation, biological process: protein modification process. Gene Ontology annotation, molecular function: protein-L-isoaspartate (D-aspartate) O-methyltransferase activity. The coding region runs from base 104 to 958 and encodes 284 amino acids.
GCCAGCUCCCCUCGUCCAAAGAUGCCCAUCUGUCGAAGGGGGAGAAAAGGGAGCCGUCGCUGGCGUUUUAAUAAAACGCCAACAGAGAUCAAGCAAACGAGCGAUGUCCUCACUCUACACUGCCAACCUCUUGAGAAAUCUCUUCUCCCCUCUGCCGACGUCAUCCUUUUCUUCUUCGUCCUCCACUUUUCUUCGAUCCCCUUCAUCAACAGCAACCACUGCCACUGGGUUCUCGUUCUGCUCCGGGACCCACCCUCUACUGAAGAUGCAGCGAUUCUGUACUCAAGGAUCUAUUAGCAAAAACAAAGGUCUAGUUGAGCAGUUGCAACAUUAUGGAAUUAUUAAAUCAAGGAAAGUUGCUGAAGUGAUGGAAACCAUAGACAGGGGAUUAUUUGUACCAGAGGGCAACCCAGCUUAUUUGGAUAGUCCUAUGCCUGUUGGUUACAAUGCAACUAUUUCUGCACCACAUAUGCAUGCAACUUGUCUUGAAUUGUUGGAAGAACACUUGCAACCUGGCAUGCAUGCCUUGGAUGUUGGUUCAGGCUCUGGCUAUCUGACAGCAUGCUUUGCAAUGAUGGUUGGUCCAGAGGGCCGUGCAGUCGGAGUAGAACACAUUCCUGAGCUUGUUGCUGCUUCCAUAGAAAAUAUCAGAAGGAGUGCAGUGUCAAAUUUACUGAAUGAGGGUUCCCUCGCCAUCCAUGUUGCAGAUGGAAGAAAUGGUUGGCCAGAACUGGCACCUUACGACGCCGUUCACGUUGGAGCUGCAUCAGCUGAAAUACCUAGACCGUUGAUUGACCAGCUGAAGCCUGGUGGGAGAAUGGUGAUUCCAGUAGGUAGCUUUUUCCAAGAUCUGGAGGUGGUUGAUAAGAAGCUUGAUGGUUCUGUUAGCAUUCACACUGUAACAUCUGUUCGCUAUGUCCCUUUGACGAGCCGAGCAGCACAGUUGCAGGGAUUCUGAUUCAGGAUGUACCGUGCAUCCAGUAAAUAUGUCAAGUAUAUGUGAGUGUUAAACAAGUCUUCUUUUUGUUUUGUAUGGUAGUCGCACCUUCUUUCGUAUUAACAGAAGAUCUCGUAUCAUGGUUUAUGCUGGCUUGUUUAACUCAAUGCAAGGUGACUUCUUUAUUUGCUUGUUUGAGGGCUUGUAGCUUGGUGCGUGGUGGUACGGAAUAAACCUAUGCCUUUCAGGAUCUGUAUAUAUAAAUUUAUGAUAUGUAAAUUUGUGAAUAGCAUCUCAAUAUGUGCUCUGAGCUGGAUAUAAUAUCUCCGUUGGAGUUUAUUUAUGUG